Messenger RNA from Rotaria sordida, 675 nucleotides. The record is from the annotation of a GenBank genome assembly. Lineage: Eukaryota; Metazoa; Rotifera; Eurotatoria; Philodinida; Philodinidae.
AUGAAUACAUCAUGGAAAAACAGUCUUCAAGAAUAUUGUCAGAAACAUAAGAUUCUUUUGCCUAAUUAUCGAAUAAAAAAUCAAUCGGGUCCACCACGUAGUUUGAAAUUCCAGGUUGAAGUUGAAGUAGAUGGUCAUUGUGAUAUUGGUGAUAAUCUAUGUCCAACAAAGAAAGAAGCAGAGCAAUUGGCAGCUAAAAGAGCUAUGGAAUAUCUACUUGUAAGGAAUGAGUGUUCGGUCUCACAUUCACCAACUUCAAUAGCUAUAAAUACUGAUGAACAUUCAGAACCACCACCACCACCAUACUCUCAAGUCAUAUUGGCUGAUUCAAUGAACGAUUUUCCUAAUCAAUAUACCGAUAUAGAAAACUUUAUAGCUACUAAAGUUGAAGAAUUUAACGGACGAAUUCGUAAAAUAUCUAUUCCUAUUGCUAUUGGAACACCAAUUGUUGGUAUAAUGCGUGAUGCUUUUUCUGAUUUUGAUCGACCUUAUCUUUGGCCAUAUUUAAUAUUUGGUGGUACAAUUUUAUUAAGUGGUCUUAUUCAAUUUGGUAUUCCAGUAUUAAAACGACGAAAAGAACGUCAUCAACAACUAACAAAACAUCAAUUACAAUUGGGAGUUUUAUCAUUUUCAAAACAAAAUUUAUCUGCAUCCGAACAACAACAACAACUUUAA